Molecule: messenger RNA, 987 nt
Organism: Rana temporaria (common frog)
Lineage: Eukaryota; Metazoa; Chordata; Amphibia; Anura; Ranidae
Product: F-box only protein 2-like
Exons: 7
Coding region: 292-822 (176 amino acids)
Biological process (GO): SCF-dependent proteasomal ubiquitin-dependent protein catabolic process; glycoprotein catabolic process
Cellular component (GO): SCF ubiquitin ligase complex; cytoplasm
Molecular function (GO): ubiquitin protein ligase activity
Source: RefSeq, a predicted model, not a curated record
AUGUAAGGGGGGGGAGGCUGGGUAUUGUGCUGACACACUAUGGGAACCAUUGCCAAGAGGUAACCUAAUAAUAGCAAGAGGCUUGUACUGGGACGCAGUGCUGGGAGGACCGUGUACAGAGCUGCUCUCUGCUCCUAGGCCUGUGUUCUCCAACUACCAACCCUACAGCCUGCACCCCAUACAGGCUGCUCAGUGGAACAUCGGAGUGGUUGGGUCGGAUCUUCAAAGGCUCCGGGUGGAAGGAGUUGUUCUACCACAAUAAGCUGAAAAUACAUCAACCUACAGAACAAGAUGGCGAAAAAUCUCAUUAAAAAUGGAUGUGGAGAAGAGGAAUUUGAUUUCUGGGAAAUUGGUGUGAAUGGAGGAGAUGGCUGGAAGGUGGAAGAGGCUCCCGGAGAUUGUGGCGCUUCAUUUCCAGAUGACGGUGUCCAGAAAUAUUUUGCUUCGUCCUUUGAAUGGUGCAGCAAGUCUCAGCUCAUUGAUCUAGUCGCUGAAGGCUUUUCGGAGGAGGUCUUAGACAACGAGCAGCCCAACAUUGUGGUCAGUGACUGGUACUGUGGCCGGACAGACGCGGGCUGUCUGUAUGAACUCUGUGUAGAGCUUCUCUCUGAUACCCGUGAUGCUAUCUCCGAACACAAGAGUGAAACCAUCGCAAUCCCACAAUCCACAGAGAGCAUCUGGAGCGAGGUCACUCACACAUUUUCUGGCUAUGGUCCAGGAGUGCGCUUUGUCAAGUUCAUGCAUGGCGGUCAGGACUCCGUGUUCUGGAAGGGCUGGUUCGGAGUCCGUGUGACCAACAGCAGCGUCAAAGUUGAAGCCUAAGACUCAUCGCUGUGUGACUCCGAAUCGCUGGGAACACACUGUUCUCGUUAGAAACACACUGUCGAGAUAUAAAUAUGUACAGAAUCCAGACUAAUAUUAAAGUAAAUCUCUUUAGACCAGUUUUAAAGCUGAAGUUUAAUUAAAUAAUAUUUUGCCUUCCCUUCA